AAAAAGUAAUAGCAUCCACCUAAAAAAAUCUACACUAUAAAUCCAAAUAAAAUCUCAUAAAUUCACAAUCCAACAUAUCAUCAUCAAAAUCAUAUAAGUAGUUAAAUAAAUUCAAUGUUAAUAAGCAUAUAUCAUCAUCAAAUUUCUCCAUGAUAUCUUAUCACCCACAAUAAAUCAAAUUAAUUAAAAUCCCUAAUUUCUAAACAAAAUUCACUAUAAAUUUCUUCCUCCUCCUCUUCAUCUUCCACCUUCUUUUCUUUCUCUCUUUUUUCACCCAAAAAAAAAAACUUAAAAAGAGAGAAAGAAAAAAGGGAUCAUCUAUAUAUCCAUGAAGUUUCUUUUUGAAUAUGUUACUUGUUGCACUACCUUCACAAAUACAUUUGCAUCAUCCGAAGAAGAGGAGUUUUCGUCGCAAUCACUUGUCACUUCGACGCCUACGUUGUCGAUUCGUAGGCGUCGGAAACGACCGGUGACGAGAAAUUCUUCGUCAUCGUCGGCGGAUUGGAAACCGUCACUUUUUGCAAUCUCAGAGGAUAAUCCGAUUUUGGCUACGCCGCAAAAGCCGCCGCCGGUUAACCGUAAAAAAUUAACGCCGGUGAUUACUCCUAGAAAUGUUAAGCGCAGUGGUUCUUCUACGGUUCAGGUCAAUGCCGGUUCUCGGUCUCAUGAUUAUGGGAGAGAUCCUCUUCCAGUGGCGUUGGCAGCAUUUACAGUAGCUCCAUUUAUGUUUUGAUUGAUUAACUUUUGUAAAGUUAUUAUCGUUGUGAAAGUUGCAAUUAAAAAUGAAUUCCAUGGAUAAAUGGCAAAUCUUAUUGUGAAA
Molecule: messenger RNA, 820 nt
Organism: Amaranthus tricolor (Joseph's coat)
Lineage: Eukaryota; Viridiplantae; Streptophyta; Magnoliopsida; Caryophyllales; Amaranthaceae
Exons: 2
Coding region: 329-733 (134 amino acids)
Source: RefSeq, a predicted model, not a curated record